This is a messenger RNA of Dentiscutata heterogama, 228 nucleotides long. The record is from the annotation of a GenBank genome assembly. NCBI's taxonomy places the organism in Eukaryota, Fungi, Glomeromycota, Glomeromycetes, Diversisporales, Gigasporaceae.
ACCCUGUAUAAUGAAUUAAAAAUAAACCUUACUAUUCCAGAUAACAAUGAUGAGAAUUUGGUAGACAGUAAUUAUAAUGAUGAUGAUGGGGAUUUUUUUUAUGAAUUAGAAUCAAACUCUACACAAGUUGAUGUAGAAGACGAUGAUGAACCAAUAUCUUUUGAUCGAGAAAACGUUCAGGCAAGGUGGGGCGGCGGAUCUAGCUCUUUAUCAGCAGUGAAUAGGAAG